Asterias rubens (European starfish) is the source of this 3513-nucleotide messenger RNA. RefSeq lists its product as uncharacterized. Bases 745 to 2985 code for a protein of 746 amino acids. Gene Ontology annotation, molecular function: protein binding. Gene Ontology annotation, biological process: signal transduction. Lineage: Eukaryota; Metazoa; Echinodermata; Asteroidea; Forcipulatida; Asteriidae. The record is from RefSeq and is a predicted model, not a curated record. The transcript has 10 exons.
GGCCGGUCGGUGUCGAUGUCGUCGCGGUCGGUCCCCUGUGUCUGACACGUCUUAUUAGUUUAGUUAGUUUUCGAAAACUACACAGCUAGAACAGGUUGUAGAGAACCUUGAUGUCCAGCUGGAGAAAAAGCAAAAGUACUCUUUGGAAUUAUUGUACAAAUUAGAAUUAUUGCAAAACUUUGGUGGUUGGAGUCUUCACUUUGUGAAGAUACGUGAGCAGUGAUUGCUCUGACCACGUGAAGGAACUCUACAACUCAGUCAAUUUAUCUAGAAAGUGAGUGUUUCCUUUUCACUCUACUUUGGUAACCUGGCUGGUAGCUGUGUUAAGGUGUACACAGAAGCUCAUUUCACCAACUGCUGACACUUCAUUUAUUGCUAUUCACGGACUAUUCAUCACCACCAACGUCGAACUAAAGAAAGCGGGGGUUGGAUCUCAUAACCUUGGCUUGUACACGACUAUACAGUGGUUACCAGCUGGUACCCUGCUCUCAAAACAACGAGCGCUAGAGAGCUACAGCCUUGAUCUUAUGGGUACUCGAGCAAUUUACAGCGCCUUUCCUGUGUGGCUGGCGGCCGUAGACAGAUCCCUGUAACUAGCGGCGUAUCAUCCUCCACAGACAGACGGAAAUUAUUAAUAUAAGACGUGGCUCCGGCUAAACCAGCUGGGCCUAUACCUUGUGCCAGAGUGUACGUGUACACAACUACCUGACUGCUAAAAGCUGGAGGGAUCAGUAGUGUAUUUGGAUGGGUGCCAUGGCGGACUUGAAUGAGAGGCUCAUCUCAGGUUUUCUUGACCAUGUGAUUGACACUAGAAUAGUAAAGAGAUGGGCUGUGCUGGAAAAGUCGGCAGAUGGUGAUUCCUUGACUCUGCGCCUCUUCAGGGACGACAAAGAGGCCAAUGAGAAAAACACCUAUGUACUAAGCAAGGAGAACUUCAUCGGGACGGAGCGAGGUUCCGUCAGGCAGCACAACAAGAAGGCGCCCGCCCGCUACUGGGCGAUCAUCACCAUCCAGAACCCCACGCUGCUCUUCCAGCACAGCCACAACAACGGUGCAAAGACAGUGUCCAUCUUUGAGAAGUGGGAUAAGAAAGUGAAAGAUUUCUGGAAGCAUCAGAGUUGGUUGGUGAAACCUUUAGAGGGUGCCAACAGCUUCACCAAGGAGGAUGGUCUGACACUACACAUCAAUUGGGCCAGUGUAUGCUUGGCCUACCUCAACCCCCCUAGACACUACCUGCGCUGGUGCUUGGACACCAUCCAGCACAUCUCCUAUGAAAACACCAAACUUUGUUUCACCGUCAUGAAGGAUAACAACAAUAGUGAUUACUACGAGGUGAAAGCUGAAAAGGAACGCUUUGCUGCCAAGAUUAAAGAAGUCGUGGAAAAUCUACGCUCUCGUUACUUGGGUCAGAGUUACAUUUGUCCGAACGAUAACCAGAAGGUACCGCCGGAUGGUCCUACCUCGGUGUGCAGUGAUCCUACUACAAUGACGAGCUCCAGCUGUAAAUCGGAAUGGACCUCUCAGAAUAUGCCAGCUGAUCAAACACCCAGUGAGAAUAUGUACACUCACCAUCCGCAUCUGCAGUUGCCUGGGGAAACAUGUCGGUGCGAAGAAGCCCCAACCUGUAAACUGGAAACACAGAAAGGCGAUUGUGGUACUGCCAUGAGGAAGAUGUCAGAUCCCAAGUUCCUCAGUGUCCCCGCGAUAAAAAUUGUUCCUGUUUCUCCUGAAACGGACUCCAGGCGAGAGUUUGAGUUCCGCCACAAACAAAGUCCUUGCAUUCCACCACGGACUACUUCAUAUGUCUUGCCAGGGCAGGGAAAUCCCACAUGGACUGAUAGUAAGGCCGGCACCAGAAUGAAGAAAGGCAUGUCUGCCUCCACGAGUAUACUACAUGAAAUUCAUUCAGAGCAAGUCUUUGAGCCAUCCAGGGACUCACCAACUAGUACUGGCGGGAGAGCCUUGCCGCCCAUUCCAAAGAAACCAGACUGUCCGGAAGUCACAUCUGCAGUACAACUACCGCUGCCAAAACCACCGGUUACGCUGAUCUCACCUGGCAUUAUGGAAAAGGCAAGCAGGGUGAUGAAGCCAACUGAUGAUUGUGACUCUUGCGGAGGCUCUAUGACCAGCAUUCUGUCACAAACCAGUGAUGUGACGUCCAUGGACAUGACGCAGAGCUUGUCGUCGCUGUCGUCAGAAGAAGAGCGGGGAAGAUGUUCCUCGGUGGAAUCAAGGAAGACGAGCCCCACUCGGACGAGCGUCCAGUCCCUCACUGGUUUCAGUCAUCCUUCAAGCGAUACGAAAACCCCGACCUACAUUCGCUCACAUUCUGUUCCCGCUGAGCUGCCCAAGACCCACUCCGGCUUCACAGAGUUGGUCGAGCCGGAGUACAUGUCCACAGAGUCUCUCAAGGAAGGGUACUUACAUGUAAGUAGGAUGGAGUCCUGUUCGGCUGAGAGCGAGUACAUCAACCUGCCGUCUGAGCAGAGUCUUUAUGUCAACCCUGGCUUAACGUUACCUCCCAAUCCUUUACCACUGCCACCGCGGACAAAGCCCCCCGCACAUCCAGGUCCAACCAGGACUGACCACUUCCAUGCAGGAUCUCAGAGCUGUGAAUCAAUGGAGCUUCAUGAGGUCUUGGAUGCCAUGCUGCAUGUCAAGGAGAUGGGCUGCUCCAUGGGACUCCCUCACGGCGUCCUGGUCAAAUUCUGCUUGAUGUGCGACACGGAAAUAACAUUCCAGAACAACUGGAAGGGCAUCGCAGAACAGCUAGGUCUAACUGCAAAUGAGAUCUUCAUGGUUGACGACUACUGCCGCCGGUACAGCAAGAAGCCCACCCAGGUUAUCCUGGCCUACUGGGAGAAGCAGGCCCAGCCGCUCCGACCCUUCAAGAAGAAAGAGUUGGUCUCCAUCCUCCAUAAUAUGGAUCGGCAGGAUCUCCUAGACGUCAUCAUUCAGAGGGAGAAACAAUCGGCCAUCAAGUAGAAAUCCUUCGCCCUGUAGCUGUUUUUCUUACAGUCACAGUUUUCAGUAUUUUGUCAGACCAGCACAAAGAUUUGCAAUGGUGUGUGUUUUGCCCAAGUUCUGCUUUAAGGUAGGGUGCCCUUCAAGAUGGUGCCCUUUGAUAGCUGGCGGCCAAUGCACAAGCGAGCAAUAACUGGGUUAUAGUUCAUGAUUCCAUAGGGACCUCACAAUCUAAUGCUAAUGUCUGUAAAUACGUUUUACAUACUCAAAUAAUUUUUGUGACUUGUGUUACUCAUUUCUGAAAAAUACAACACAUUAGCAAUUAAUCUUUUAAGGAAAGCUUUCUCUGCUAUCAUUAUCUGCAUACUGUGUGAGUUUCACAAAAAGUACCUAGACCCUUUAAUAAAAUCUAUUUUUUAUAGAGAAACUUUUGUCACCAUGUGCCUCAACUGUAAAUCAAUUGACAAAGUGCCUUAAAGGGUUUUGAUAGAUUUUGUAGAUCAAGUUUUUAGCCAUGACAUGAAUCCCUAGUCACUGUGAAUGAAGAUG